Arabidopsis lyrata subsp. lyrata is the source of this 959-nucleotide messenger RNA. RefSeq names its product mitogen-activated protein kinase kinase kinase 3. The record is from RefSeq and is a predicted model, not a curated record. Gene Ontology annotation, biological process: protein phosphorylation. The transcript has a single exon. Bases 63 to 959 code for a protein of 298 amino acids. NCBI's taxonomy places the organism in Eukaryota, Viridiplantae, Streptophyta, Magnoliopsida, Brassicales, Brassicaceae. Gene Ontology annotation, molecular function: ATP binding; protein kinase activity.
AGCAUCCAUAUUUAUAUUUAGUUUUGCUAACCAAAAGAAACGAAAACCUAGAGACAAGUGUUAUGGAGCGGAAGGUUAUUGGAGAUCUGACGGAGUCUUCAUUGGAGAUAGUCUCUUUUCUUGGAAAAGGUAUCUACGGCUCUGUGUCCACCAAGAAUGAUUCAAACUUGGAGAAAUCUUACACGAAGAAGACAAGUACGCUCAAACAUUCUGAGAAUCUCGAGAGGGAGCUUAAGACCAUGCUUCACUUCCACGCCAAUCCCUUCAUCGUCCAAGCUUCGUGCCCUCAUCUUCACUUCAAGUUUAACACCAAAAGCGCGACUUUGUGUUACAUCUACAUGGAGUAUGCGUCCUUAGGCAAUCUCGACAAGAUGAUCUCUGAUUCCGGAGGGAGACUGCCUGAAGAUACUGUCAGAAGGGCCACUCGUAUGAUCCUGCAAGGACUUAAGGCUCUACAUUCGGAAGGUUACGUCCACUGCGACUUCAAACCCUCCAAUGUAUUUGUCUUCCCUUCCAACACUCCUGGAGAACCAUGGGAUCUCAAGCUUACUGGUUUCGGCUUAUCCAAAGAGCCUACUAUGGACUCUAGUCUAUUGUUUCCUGGAACCCCCGAGUACAUGCCGCCUGAGGCCCUUGCGCCGAAAACAUUUUUUGGCCCAGAUAGAUUGAUCGGACCAGCCCGUGAUGUAUGGUCUUUAGGGCGUACGGUUCUUAAGAUGCUUGGGGCUAAUCCUCAAAAGAUGGGAGCUUCUAUCGUAUGGAGAAUAGAGUAUCCUAUCUCUGUGGUGGCAGCACACUUCUGGAGGCAGUGCUGUACGUCGCGGCCUACAGAUAGGCCCACCGUGGAUGAGCUUUUGGACCAUCCUUUUGUUGCUGACAAACUUACAUCCUUUGUUAAGGAACGAUUGUAUAAUAUAUAUGAAGAAGUUAAUCAAAAACGUCAAAGCUUGGACUGGUGA